Neolamprologus brichardi is the source of this 900-nucleotide messenger RNA. RefSeq names its product nucleoredoxin-like protein 1. Lineage: Eukaryota; Metazoa; Chordata; Actinopteri; Cichliformes; Cichlidae. Gene Ontology annotation, cellular component: mitochondrion. The record is from RefSeq and is a predicted model, not a curated record. Gene Ontology annotation, biological process: photoreceptor cell maintenance.
AUGGGGAUUCUCGAAAAUCGCAUCGUCAUGCUGUUCUUUGCAUCUGCUGAAUGUGAAAAGUGCCUGGAGUUUGUGCCUGUUCUGAACGACUUCUUUAAGAGACUGAAAGAUCCAGUGUACAUCGAAUACCCGAAACUGCUCGCACUCAUCUACAUCAGUUUGGACCAAUCAGAGGAGAAACAGGACAAAUUCCUCAAAGAGCUGCACAAAAAGGUUCUGUUUCUGGCCUUUGAGGACCCGUACAGGAAGGAACUGCAGACCAUGUUUAAAGUGAAGGAUGUACCAACAAUAGUGGUCCUGCGUCCCGACGGCUCUGUCCUCUCUCCAAACGCUGUGCGGGACAUCUGUCGUUUCGGCUGUGACUGUUUCCAAAACUGGCAGGAAUCGGCCGAGCUUGUUGAAAGGAGCUUCAUGCUCAACGAGGAGUUUGACAACCUUAACUUGCGCAGUGCCACUGACCCUGUGAGGAGGCUCAAGUACAAGACAGAGGACGACAAACGCAAAAAGAGAUGGUGGAAGUUAUGGGGGAAGGGAAAAGAUGGAAAUGAAGAGGAGAAAGAUGGAGCAUGGGAUACCAAGAGAAAUGAGGGAGAUAACAAUACCUGGAGGAUAAGAUGAGGAAAACAUAUAUCAUAUAUCAUAUAAUAUAUUCUGUAUGUUAUCACUCAGACAUUUAGGAGAAAUAUUUUUGUUUUAGAAAUAAAUUUUUAUCUGCUGUUCCAGAAAAUUUAUCAGAAAUGUUAUCAAGAUUAACUGCCAUAAUUCAUAAUUAUGAAUUUAUGAUUUUCAGUCGCAUGCAGUGGUACAGUAGGAAGGUCAUGGGUUUGAAUGCAGCCUAUGUGGAGCUUGCAUGCGCUCUCUGUGUUCGGGUGGUCUGGCUUUCUCCCACACUCCAAAGAC